UACAAAGGAAGCCCAAAGGAGGAAAAAAGAGUUUCUGGGGAGGAGGCUAACCCYAACCUUGGAAACAAUGUAUCUAAUUGUGAUAACAUGAAGGUCUUGGGUUAUGUUUUGGGUAGGGUUUUAGCUUCAGUAACUCUCUCAAACAAAUGCAUGUGAACAUACAUUUUAACAGGUGGUCUAUUUGUUUAAAAAUUGUCCUUCAAUUCUUUUUUGCUUUACAGAAUUUGAGUGAAGAUGAUAUCAAAAGAAAGCUGAUCAAUCUACAAGAAGACAGGCAUAACUAUGAGAUGAGGUCAAAGGAGUCACUAAAAAGAAUGCUACAAGAAAAAUUAGAAGCAGUGCAAAAAUUAUCAGAAGCUGAGAGGUCUUGUAAUUCUGCUGAAGAUGAAUGCCUUCACUACAAAACCUUGUAUGAGAAAUCACAAAUAGAGAUGAGAGAACUCAAUGACAGACAUUCACAAAGACAAGAGGAAAUGAGGUCUCUUCAGGAACAAGUAGAGAAAGCUGAGAAACGACAUGCUGCUGUAGAUGAACAGUCUUCUGCUGUGGUUGAUCUAAWCGAUACUCAACAGGCAUCGAAAGAAAGAAAAGACUUUGAGACCAACAUGRUGGAGGCCAAGGAAAAAGAGGCRGCCUUCUCUGCCAGGGCUGAGGCGCUUCAAGCGGAGUGUGAUUUUGCCAAACAACAACUGAUAGCAAUGAAAGCCCAGUUAGACAAGCGGAGAGAAGGUGUCAAUAAGGCUAACAGUCCUACCAAGAAAGAAGACACUGACGAAACAAUUGAUAAAUCCGUGGACUUCACACCGAGACAGGGAAUCCAACUAGGUGACGGACAGACGUCACUAUUUGAAGAUAUCCCAGCUGUAUUAACCAACGACACUAAUCAYCAGACAAGUCCAGGUGAUCUGACAAUAAUGCAAGCCCAGGUCCAAAUUCUUGAAACAGAAGUGACUGACAAGGAAGAAUAUGUCAAGAGUCUAAAAGAACAAUUAAUAGAAACACAAGCGUUAUUGAAGGGAAGCAGAGAAGAGGUCGCUAGUUUGAAUGAUAAAUUAUCCAAAGCACAGCAUGAAGUAGAGGAGGACAAAUCAAUGAUAAGUAAACUAGAAGAGCAAGUUAUGGGUUAUCAUCUACAAGCUGUUGACCAGAUUACCUUUACUGAUGGUAUGGACGACGAGGAUGAAGAAAACGGAGAAUUGAAUGAAUUAACACCAAGCUCAAGCAARGAAUCUCUGCUGAAUACGUCUCGACUACAAAGUCUUUUAGACAAAAUCGUAGARGUCAACAAUCUUGUGAAAAAAAGAAGGGAAACUUUAUUGGCAUGGACUGAAUCAGUCGAUGGAAAGAAGUUMGUUUUCAAUGAAGUUCUAGUGAAUUCUAUUGACAGUCAUGAAGAAAAUUUUAACGAGAUUGAAAGACUUGUGGAUUCAGAGCACAAGGGAGGGCACACAAUAAAAGAAGAGCUUAAAAAUGCUCAGGCUUAUACUAAAGAUUUCAAGCAGCAGAUUUUAGAAUUACAAGCUGUCUCGUGAACGUGACUUGAUGCAAGUCGAGAAGAACUGCGAGCACCAAGCGUUUGAAACUGCGCARAAUGCUGCCAGGGAGAUGCAGAAACAAGCUGCCAAGAGCGCUGAAUCCGCUGGAAAAAAUAAAGUUGAACUCAGUGUCAUCACAGAUGAUAAUCUUUUACUAAAACAGAAAGUUCAAACGCUGGAAAGUGAACUUAAAAAAUAUCGACGUGAAAAUACACGUUUAUCAUCGGAUUAUAACAAGUUACAGAGCUCGCAUCGAGACCUUGAAUUACAAGAACGAGCACAACACGAAAAACAAAUCAAACAACAGGCGAACGAAGUCAGCGACAAACUUAAGUCUUCUGAAGAGUCGACUAAAUGUCAAGAACUGGAAUUACGUAAAGAUAUCGAACAAGAAAAAGAGCGUGUUAGCAAAUUGCAAUCGUAUCUUCUGUCUGUGCUAGCUCUAGUCCUUGCCAUGAUUCUGGCCUACUCUUUAGACUUUAUCUCAAUAUCCGCCGGUGGACGGUUUGGCUCGUCAUGACAAAUUGGUUCUCGUUCAACACAGCUUCAUAUCGUACAAGAAUGCAUGU
Exaiptasia diaphana is the source of this 2104-nucleotide messenger RNA. Its product is annotated as sarcolemmal membrane-associated protein. The record is from RefSeq and is a predicted model, not a curated record. Lineage: Eukaryota; Metazoa; Cnidaria; Anthozoa; Actiniaria; Aiptasiidae.